GUAUUGAGCACCUUGAAUUGGACAAGGUAAGGGAAGUUAUAUAAUUUUGAGCGUCAUUCCUAAAAACAAGCCAAUCCAAACAGUAUAAAGUAUCAUAAAAAACAGUUAUUUGCAUAUGAAACUAUUCAAGAUGAGCAGCAAGACAGAACAAAACCAGAGAUUCGUCAAAUUUAUCAAUCAACAACUUAUGGUACUCAAAGAAGAAGGAAAUACGAUCAAAAUGGCUGCAGAUGAUUGUAUCAAUAAGGUGAUUGAUAUAAACAUCUAAUCUAAAUAAAUUAAAGAACACUGAAGUCUGUAUUUGGUCAUAGUUAAAUUGUAUAUGAUAAAAAAAAAUUUAGGAAGACUUCAAAAUAUCUAUAACACUCAUUUAAUAUUUCAUUUCUUUAGAAGCAUUUUUAAUAUAAAACGACACGUUAUGUCAUCCUGUAAGUUGUAAUAAAUGCUAAUAAAAUUAUAAUAAUAAUAAAGUAAAUAAUAAUUUUUAUAUCAAAUAUUUAAAAAUGAAGGUGCAAAGUGAAGUAGAUUAUUGUGUUAAUGGAGGAAAAGUCAGUCAAGCAACAUGUGAAGAAAUUUCAAACAAGAUUCAUCAUGCAAUAACUUUUUUCAUUGCAAAGUCUGUGGAACUUUCCUGUAUGUAUUUGAUAAAACAACGAAAUUAAUAUAUAUAUAUAUAUAUAUAUAUAUAUAUAUAUAUAUAUAUAAAUGUAUGUAUGUUAUUAUCGCUACAUUUGGUUAAGAUAUAAACAUAGCCUAAUUGUCUUCACUUCAAAAGAAGCCAGAUUGAUCAAUGCAUUGAUCAUGGGCCCUCAAAAUGUAGAAAAAGAAGAAGACUUUUCUAACUUACUUAACUGUAAGAUUCAUAGUUAGACUGAAAUAAUAAUUUUUAAGAGUCCUAUUGUCUUUAGUUUUUGAAAUAAUGUUACUUCUUUUCUGUUACUGAAUUUUUUUCCAUCGCUUUAAAACAUUUCCUCAUUUAAAAGAAUUUUUUUUUUCAAAUAUAAUUUUUCAAGAAGAACAUUUUUCGUUUCCAAGUUGCUUUUCCGUUGUUGAAAAUAAUGUUUCAUCGUAUACGAUAUCUUGUUAAUGUUUAGCAAUGCCAUAUCUUAUCCAAAGGUCUACGUGAUGACGAAGGAGAUCAUGGACAUAAUUUGAGUUCAUCGGCACACGCUAUGGAUUCUUCAAGUACCACCACUACUCACAAGCUGGAUGCACAACACUCAAGUAAUAUGUUGAGCAGUAGGGAGGUCGCAGACGAAGCUAAGGGACAAAACGGUGAGGGGGAAGCCAUAUGCUUCUUGUUGGUAUGCUUUAGAUUAACUUCACUUUUGUUCGUAUGUGACUGUUUUAGGCAACAAAAAAAAAUAUAACGGCUAACUAACCCAUUCCUGUCUUCCUAUCGAACUGAGACGUGGAACUUAAACUAGUUUCCGAUAGCAAAACGUUAUGUCCAAUUUUCAGCCUCACCUCCUUCAACAACCGAUAAAAUCAGUUUCUGUUAGUUUGUUUUUUUUCAACGGGAAGGUGACUGAAAUAUGUGUUGUUCCAUUGGUGAGCGUUUUUGUGUGACUAUGAAUUGUUUAGCUGUUGCUAUGUGAUUUAUUGUAUUGUGAAGUGUUUGGGUUUUAAUAUGUAUUAAGUCUAUUUGUUUUUACAAGCACUAAGUUUGAUUUUUAAAAAUAAUCAUUCCCAUAACAAAAGCAGUUGCUACAAUUAUAGUAGGGAUAAAUCCCUUCUUUACAUUGCAAGAAUUCAAACACUAAUGCCUAUAAAGGAUUUAUACCAAAUUUUGUUUUUUUGGUAGUGUUGUUUAAUUCUUUCUCAAAUAUCAAUGUUUAAUUCAUUCCAAGUCAUUAACUAUUUACCAUACGUUUCUGACAGUAUUUUUUCAGGGCACAUAUUUUACAAUUGAAAAACUAAUAAUAUCCCGCAAAGAGCUUCGUAGCUACUAAAGUUACUUGACAAAAUAUGAUUUCACGAAACACACUUCACUAGUGAGAUUUUAAUUUGAUUUCAUUGCCGUACAAAAAAAUCUCACUAACAGUGUUUUGUUUGCCAGUAUCCCAUUUAGAAAAGACUUUGUAUAUUGCUCUUCUAUUUAACACACAUUUACAAGAUGUUUAUUUCACUAUUAGGCACUUGAGUUUUUCGCGUAUUUAAACAGAAACUUUGACGCCAUUCAUUAAUAAUUAUUUAAGUUGUGAUCAAAAAUUUUUCUCAUCUCUGCCGUCCAGUAAACUUCAAUAUUUGCAUUCUACUCUGAUACUAAAUGAGAACAAACAUUAAUUUUUUUGGACGAAAACACAAGGCCUGGGAUUUUACUUUAGAACGAUAAGCUGGUUCCCUGAAUAACUAAUUGUCUCUCUCCACUCUGCUUUUUAACCCAAGGGAUUAUCAUAUGCGCAGGAUGCAGCUUGGAACCAUUAGCAUCGCUAUAUUCUUUGUGUCAAUGUUGUCCGCCUACGGGGCUCCAUUUCCAGGUUUGAAUCCAGAGUUUCCUUCUUUAAGACGAUUGUUGGGGAUGUUUUAGCGUCUCCAAGAUUUGGUGGUUUUUGAGCUCCAGACCACCAGGUUUUUUGGAAUGAUUCAGUUUAGACUGCUCUGCCACCCAUCAUCCCAACUACAUCAUCUUGUCUAAUGGACGAGACGAAUAAUGGAUACUGUCUUCCAAGUAAAACACUCAAUGUAUUCGCUGUAUUCAAUGUAUUUAUAUGGACUUAAAGAAUGUUAUGCCUUUGAUAAAAAAAUAAUGUCCACUCUCCGGGAUUCAUCAAUUAUAAACACAUUGUAUUUAAUGCAAUUUUCUUCACCUUAAGAUAUAUAGUAGUGCAUGGCAUUAAACAAUGUGUUUAUGGAAACUGCUCCAUGGUUUAAGCUUAUUUCAGUCAACAUGACUAAUUACAUAACCAUCCCAUUACACACGCACAUUAUUAAGGGUUACUAUCAGAUUUAAACUUAAUUGCUACAUAUAAAAUCAUUUCUUCUUUCAUUCACCGACAAGUGUAGCAUCAGAAGCCGAUACUUCUCAUAUUUUAACGAUGAGACUAGACCUGUUAGAGAAAGCCGUGCUCUCAUUAAAAAAGUCAGCAGAGCAGGUUCAAGAACAACAAG
This is a messenger RNA of Lymnaea stagnalis (great pond snail), 3111 nucleotides long. NCBI's taxonomy places the organism in Eukaryota, Metazoa, Mollusca, Gastropoda, Lymnaeidae. The record is from the annotation of a GenBank genome assembly.